ACGUUUGCGGGAGUUUUUUGUGCGCAUCUUUCUGCGCAAUCGAAGCUCUUCAAUCGAAGGAGUCUGGUAAAAUGGGAAGGAAUGUUGGUAAAAUCAGGUGGCAAAUGCUGGCCGGGCCAAAGGACAAUUAUAAUUUAUGAAAGGCAUAUCAUUUUCUUUGUUUUUAUAAAAAAAGAAUAAGAUAAUAAAAUUUUAAUUUAUCUGAAAAUUUCAGUUCAAUUAUAUAGGUAUUUUGUAAGAAAUUUGAAAAAAAAUAAAAUGUGCCCGGUUGUAAAAAGGUGCCUCAUUUUACCAGGACACACAAAGAUGGCGCCGUAGAGAUCUGACAUCGUCUGUCAAGCGGUCGAAACAUGUUGAAAAUGACUGAUCGCGAUCGAGUUGGGGGGAGAUUUGUGAAAAAGGGUACAAUGAAUAGAAGAUUAAACAUGAUGAAGAUACGUGAGGCUACUGUGACUCAAAAUGUUGCACAAACAGAAGGGCACACAUGUGAAUCGAAUGAUGAAUCAUGGAGAAAAGGGAGGCGAAUCGUUGAGUUGGAUCAUAUGGCGAAACAAAUGAACUGUUGGGAUUGUGGGCACACACUGACUUUAAAUAACAUCGUAAAUGAAAGGCGUCAAGGGUUUGCUUCAAACCUGACUAUUACCUGUGAGUGCGGUGUUCUGAAUGAAGUAACAACUGGCAAGUCACACAGAGUUAAUAAACGCGGACCUGCUGUGUUUGACAUAAACACAAAGGCAGCUUUAGGUAUGCUUCAUAGUGGAUCCGGGCACACACAGGUCACCAACUUUAUGUCUUCCAUAGAGAUAGAGGGUAUGCACCAUAGAACUAUGAAAGCCCGUGAGUGUGAAGUGGAGCCACAUAUCCAAUCUGUUGCCCAGCAGUCAUGCAGUGAGGCCUUAUUGGAGGAAAUACAGGGCAAUGUAUCAGCAAGAAGUGUAAAUGAAUCCAAUGACGGUCAGCAGGCUCGCAGCUCUGGGGAGUUUAAGUACGACAUGGGAUGGCAGAAGCGUGGAUCAGGAAGGGCCUAUAACAGUAAAUCUGGAGUGGGAACAUUAAUCGGCAACAAGUCCGGGAAAAUAUGUGGCUUUGGUGUUCGAUCAAAGGAUUGUCGCAAAUGUUCCUUUCAUACAAAUAUGGGGAAAACUCCUCCAGAACAUAAGUGCUGUAAAAAUUGGGAGGGCUCGUCAAAAGCAAUGGAGAGUAACGUUGCAGUUGAAUUAGUGAACAAAAUUGAAAAAGAAAAUGUUGAAGUAUCAGUGUUAGUUAUGGAUGACGACUGCACAACAAUGGCACGAAUCAAUGAAGAAAUUCCACAUCCGGUGAUCAAAUGGAGUGACAUUAGUCACACUAAAAAGCAUCUUGGUAACAGUUUAUACCAACUACAAAAGAAACACAAGAAUUUCAACAACAAUUGUGUCAAGUAUUUUCAAAAAUGCUUCUCUUACGCUAUUGUACAAAAUAAAAAUGAUACAGAAGCAUUAAAGAAAAACCUAAAGCAAAUAGUGCCACAUGCUUUUGGAGAGCAUGACCAGUGUGACUCAAAAUGGUGUACUUAUAAAACUAAUCCUGAAGAGUUCCGCCACAAGUCCCUUCCAUCUGGAAAAGAUCUACAGGGUGAUGAAUUAAAAAAUGACCUGAACAUUAUAUUUGAAACAUUUAUCAAUAAUGCUCACAAGAUUUCCCCUGCUGCAUCUACUAGAGAUGUUGAAUCAUUCAAUAAUUCAAUUGCUGCAAAAGCCCCCAAAAGACUGCACUAUUCUUCAUCAUCUAGUUUGCAAAAUAGAGUUAGUUGUGCAGUAGCAGAGAAAAACAUGGGCUCAACAUACGUCAACAAAGUUAACGAACUGGUGGGUGUUUCGCCUGGACGAGUUUUUCAAAAACUUGCAGAAAAAAAAGACAAAACGCGCAAACGCAGACUCGCGUAUGAAAAUACAAGAGAAUUCAAAAAAAGAAAACUUGAAAGAAAAUUAAAAAACAGUACCAUGAAUUCCGCUUCUCAAAUUCGGGAAGGAGUAACUUAUCAGUCAUCUGUUGAUUUGACACAAUCUGACGGCGAGUUUGUCAAAGAAAUACCUGCUCCAAGCAUUGUACCAACUGUCACUCCAUGUAUAUUACCAAAGAAAUAUACCUUUGUGUAUUGUGACAUCGAAACAACAUCUCUUAAUAAAACGUGUGAUAUCAUUCAGAUUGCGGCUGUUUCAGAAAAUGGCAAGUUUUCGAAAUACAUCUUACCUAGUCAACGAAUUUCAACAGCAGCUUCUCAAGUCACUGGACUGACUGUUCAUGGAAAUGUUUUGCAUUUGAAUG
Molecule: messenger RNA, 2307 nt
Organism: Saccostrea cuccullata (small rock oyster)
Lineage: Eukaryota; Metazoa; Mollusca; Bivalvia; Ostreida; Ostreidae
Exons: 4
Molecular function (GO): nucleic acid binding
Source: RefSeq, a predicted model, not a curated record